GUGAGCGCCUCACCAGUCAGUUCGUCAGUCAGUCAGUGAGAGUGGUCUCGAUCGGUCCGAAGGACGACAACGACGUGUUCUCGUCCCUCUUCUCUUUUUCAACCUGGGCUGUGGUGGCCCACGUGCGGGUCAACAUCCGAGACCAGCCCGCCGAUCCUCCAGCUGGUGGGCCCACCACUGACCACUGGGGGGCCAGGGGUGACGACGGGUGACACGGGUGACAAGGGGUGGUGGACCAGUGAGUCCACUCUGGGUCCGCCACCGCAUGGACCAAGGACAGACGGAGCAAGCCAGGCAGAAACCGAUUUAGGCACGAGUGUGUGAGCAACGCGAUUCAUUCGUGCCCUUCCUACCCGCUUACCCGCUUAUCCCAUCAGGCCAUCACCCACCCCCUUCACCCCCUUGAUCCCAAUGGGGUGUCAUUCAAUGUAGUUCUUCUUCUCCUUUGUGGUGACUGAUGUGUGGCCCUAGCCCAGCCAGUGGUGGCAAUUUGGAAGUGAGAAUCGAUCGAUCGAACGAACGAACGAACGAACGGGCUCUUCUACGAGCUUGAGCGCGUACUCACGUGGUCGGUGAUCGGUGGGUCAUCCCUGGACUCGAUUGGGUCGGUUCGAAUUCGAAACUAGCCGAGAUGAAAUCGCUGUCCCGACCCCAGUAAUCAAGGUCAUCCAUCCAUCCAUCGCGAAAUUGUUGGCCCUGGUAGGGGCCUGAGGAUUGCGUGAUUGACACCGACAAGUUGAGAACCAUGAGUGGACCCAAAGGGGAAACCAGCGGAUCCAAGCCCGCCCAAUACCAGGUCCCCGUCUUCGUAUUUCCGUCCCGACUGGACUUCUAUUUGGAGGAUCAAACUACGCACAAGCGCAUUCUGACCUUGUAUAAUCCCUACGAUAUGGAUGUGCCCUUCAAAGUUUUGUGCAAUAAUCCGAAGAAGUAUGCUGUGGUCGAGCCUGAAGGCCAAAUCGUAGGUCAGAAGUGCGUGGACAUCGUGGUCCGGCAUGUGAGCGUAUCGCCACAGAAUCUUCAACACCCGGACAAAUUUCGCAUUCAGCUCUACAACCCCGACCACUCGGAGCUCAUCGGCCAAACUGAUGUGAUCGCCACCCUCCAUUCAGGAAUGCCGGAGGAUCAUCCGGAGCAUCAAACGCAUAAUUCGCAUUCCUUACCCCACCGUGCCUCCACGGCUCGGCCCAGUUUGACGUCGCUACCGGCAGGCCCGAGCUCAACGGGUGUCGACUUUUUCCACUCUCAAACCCCGCCCAAUCAGCCUAAUUUGAUCGCUUGUUUAGCUGGACUGGUGUGCAUCAUCUCAUUAUUUUUGCCCACGGAGGGCGAGCCAUCGGAAACGUUUAAAGAUUACACGUGGCUCCACUUGACCGUCAAUCAAAAAUUGGUCUUUGCUUACGUUUUGGGUCUCGUUACCAUGGUCAUACUUCGUACCACUUGAUAUCAUGGGUCUGGGGUUUUAUUUUCAUUCGUUUCCUCACGUUUUAUACGCCUUUUCUUUAUAUGAUAUUGGUAUUCUGUACCGCUAAAAUAAACAUACAUUAUCAAUCUUUGGCUUCUGAUCCAAAGAAAUCAUAGCAA
Molecule: messenger RNA, 1584 nt
Organism: Tigriopus californicus
Lineage: Eukaryota; Metazoa; Arthropoda; Copepoda; Harpacticoida; Harpacticidae
Product: motile sperm domain-containing protein 1-like
Exons: 3
Coding region: 746-1444 (232 amino acids)
Cellular component (GO): cytoplasm
Source: RefSeq, a predicted model, not a curated record